Messenger RNA from Arabidopsis thaliana (thale cress), 1985 nucleotides. It is a transcript of the gene UMAMIT31, whose product is annotated as nodulin MtN21 /EamA-like transporter family protein. Lineage: Eukaryota; Viridiplantae; Streptophyta; Magnoliopsida; Brassicales; Brassicaceae. The record is from RefSeq and is marked reviewed. Bases 972 to 1745 code for a protein of 257 amino acids. Gene Ontology annotation, biological process: transmembrane transport. Gene Ontology annotation, cellular component: membrane. The transcript is spliced from 5 exons. Gene Ontology annotation, molecular function: transmembrane transporter activity.
UCAUAUACACAAACCCCUUAGAGAAACAAAAAGAAUACAAAAAGAAGAGAGAGAUUAGUUAUUAACUUAUUCAUAAUAAGUGUAAUUACUUCGUAUUUACUUUUUUUUGGUUAGCAGUCGACUAGUAAUCAAUAAUGGGUUACUGCGAUGGUAAAUGGACACCGGUGAUUAUUAUGGUUAUGAUCAAUUCAGCGCUGGGUUUAGCUAAUGCUUUGGUUAAAAAAGUACUCGAUGGUGGUGUUAACCAUAUGGUUAUCGCAACAUAUCGUCUUGCUAUUUCAACCCUAUUUUUGGCACCAAUCGCAUUUUUUUGGGAACGGAAAACGAGACCGACACUAACGCUCAACAUCUUGGUUCAGCUUUUCUUCAGUGCUCUUGUUGGGUUCGUUCUUUUUCUAAUUUUCGCUUGGAACUCCUAAUAGUUGUAGGAAUAAUAAGGAAAUAUUCUAAAUAAAAAUAGGUUGACUGUUUGAAAUUUAAGAAAAUAAACCAUUUUGUUUAGAUUUUUGGAUGAAGAAUUUAAUAUUUAAGAGUUAGGAUUUUGGAUUUCGAAGUUAUGGUUAAGCUUUUAGCGUUUAGGUUUUAGAAUUUAAAUUUUCUAUUACUUAAUUAGUUUUUACUUUUUAGAAAUAUAGACAAUUUCUUCUAAUUGAUAUAGAAUUUUGAAUGUUUGCGUAAUUGUCCUGUUGUUGCAUUCUAACCGAUUUUUAGUCUUUUUCUUUUGUUUUUUUAUUGUUAAGAAUGUAAAUAUUUUAUAAAAAAUGAAACAUGAUAGGUUUACGGUCCGUGGCAAAAAAGAUAAAAACAUGAAAGCAUAAAAAUAACCACUGGUUUUUAGUCAAAUUAAGAGCUUUAUUUUGUACUGAAAUAUAUGAUCAUUCUGAACAUAUUUUAGGGCAAGUUUGACUCAGUAUUUCUUCCUAUUGGGGCUAUCAUACACAUCGGCUACGUUGGCAUGUGCUUUUAUUAGCAUGACGCCUGCGAUUACAUUCGUUAUGGCUCUAAUAUUCAGGGUAGAGAAGCUAAACAUGAAAAGCAAAGCAGGUAUGGGGAUGGUGAUGGGCGCGUUGAUAUGCAUAGGAGGAGCUUUAUUAUUAACAAUGUACAAAGGUGUUCCCUUGACAAAACUUCGGAAACUAGAAACCCAUCAGUUGAUAAACAAUAACCACGCUAUGAAACCAGAGAAUUGGAUAAUAGGAUGCGUACUUCUCUUUGCGGGUAGUAGCUGUUUCGGGUCGUGGAUGCUGAUACAAGCCAAAGUGAACGAGAAAUACCCUUGUCAAUACUCGAGUACUGUCGUAUUAUCCUUCUUUGGCACCAUCCAAUGCGCCCUUCUAAGCCUCAUCAAAUCUCGAGAUAUCACGGCUUGGAUCCUCACAGAUAAACUUGAUAUCGUUACCAUUGUUUACGCGGGAGCAGUAGCACAAGGAAUAUGUACGGUUGGAACGUCUUGGUGCAUCAGAAAGAGAGGACCUAUCUUUACUUCUAUAUUUACCCCGGUGGGGCUUAUAUUUGCAACACUAUUUGAUUUCUUGAUCCUUCAUCGUCAAAUUUUCCUAGGAAGUGUUGUCGGAUCUGGGGUUGUAAUCUUCGGACUAUACAUAUUCUUGUUGGGAAAAGUCAGGCUAAUGAAAGAAGAGUGUGAAAAGAAGUUACCUUGUCGUUUUAAUGAAGAUGAUCAAGAAGAAGAUGAUGAUGAACAAUACAAAAAGGGUCAUCUUAUGGUUGUUCCAAUGACUCCUUGAUAAGAUUAGACUUUUUUUUUUUUCUUCUUCUUCACUUCGUACAUUAUUUAGUAAAACCAUUGACCGGUGAAAAUUACAUGGACUAGUCUAACAACGGUUCAAAAAACUAGUCACAUGUUUUUUUUUUUUUGCUUUUUCUUUUCUUUCCCUUUUUUUUGUUUUGCAAUGUAAAACUUUUAUUGCAAUAAUAAAAAAAUCUCCUUUGCAAUCAAAUGCUUCUAAUUUUGAGUGUUUGAGAAA